Molecule: messenger RNA, 2113 nt
Organism: Prorocentrum cordatum
Lineage: Eukaryota; Dinophyceae; Prorocentrales; Prorocentraceae
Source: the annotation of a GenBank genome assembly
GAGCUUCGGGGGUCCCGGCCGGCGGCGGAUGCGGAUAUACUCGGGCAAUGGUUACGGACGGCUCUCCGCCCGGCCAGGAACAAGAUCCAGGGCGGCAAGGCCGCGGACGCCAGAGCCGCGAUCUCGGAGCCCUUCGCCGACGUCGUGCGCUCGGUCGUGCGCGGGGAGCUGGAGGACUGCCUCCGCGGGCCCCUGCGAGAGCUGCUGCGGACGGAGCUCGCUGCGGCCCUGCAAGGCUCGAGUCCGGCACGGCGGGGGGCCCUCUGGCCGGCGGCGGCGGCGGCGACUCCACGGUGCCAAGCCGAUGUGGUGCCGAGGCCGUGGUGCAGACGUCAGACUCGGACGGGGACGGUCAGCAGUCCCCUCGAGCUCGGGGCGCGGAGCGCGAGGAGAGCCAGGAGGACUAUGCGGAUACCCACAUGGUCUCGUCCCUGAAGAGGCCCUCUGCCAGGCCCAGCCUCAACAGCAGCCUCGGGACCGACGACGACGCCAACCUGAGCGAGCUGCGGAGAAAGAUCAUCUCCAAGGCGAGGGCGCUGCUUGAGAGGCUGCGCCGCCGCGCGUGGUGGCUGGACGAGGAGCCGCAGCGCUCGGGGCGGCUCGCCCAGUUAAUGGAUGGCCCGGGCUUCGAGCUGCUGAUGGGCGCCGUGAUAGUCCUCAACCUCUGGUUCAUGGUCCACGACGCCAACGUCAAGAUCAGAGACCCGGCCGAUCGCAGCAUGCUGGCCGCCGACGUGGUGUUCUUGGUAAUCUACUGCUCCGAGGUGGCGCUCAAGCUCGCCGUGCACAGGGUCUGGUACUUCACGGGAGCCCACUGGAAGAUGAAUGCGCUCGACUUGUUUGUGGUCGUCUCGGAGUGCGCCGCUCUGGUGUUGGGCACUGCGCUUCGGCUGAGCUUCAUGAAAGUAUUCCGCUUUCUGAAACUCGCAAAGGUUAUCAAGGCAUUCCGGCUCAUGGACAACUUGAAAUACUUACAUGCUUUCAUGACGUGCAUCCAGGGUUCAUUCACGAGUUUCAUGUGGAGUGUGGUCAUGCUUUUCUCAGUAUACGGGGUAUUCUCGCUUUUAUUCAUGCAGGUGAUCACCACUCACAUCGACACAACAGGAGAAGCUCUAGAUGAUACCGCAUUUGGCGAGCUAUUCGGUUCGGUCGACCGUUCCGUCAAAACGCUUUUCAUGGUAACCACGGGUGGCGAUGACUGGAUUUCCACGUACGAAGUGAUUGAGGAAACAGGUCCGAUUGGGAGUUUCGUAUUCUUAGCAUUCAUUGCGUUCGUGAACUUGAAUCUGCUGAAUAUUAUAUUGGGUAUUUUUGUAGUCGGCGGAUUCGGCGAUGAAGGUUCUCUCACCAGAUUCAUACACGCUUGCCCGCGAAUACGUUCGCCGGGAGCGUCAGCACGCCGCGGAGCUCACAAGCCUCUGCAAGGCUGUGGACACCGACCGCUCAGGGAAAUUGACACAAGAGCAGUUCAUGUUGGGGUUGACUAAGCAGCGUCUCCCAAAGUUGCUCAUCAUGAUGGGGCUGCAGAAGCACCACAUCCUGGAAUUUUUCCAAUCGUUGGCCAAGGCAUCCCACGACGACGGGCAGGUUGAUAUCACAGAAUUUGUUGAAGGGUGCAUGUUACUCAAGGGGACCAGCACCAAUUUUGAUUUGCACAAGCUGCGCGCGGAAACCCAAAUCGCUCAUACCAAGAUCAUCCAUCUGUUACAGGACAUCUCUGUGCCAGGCAGGCGCGCCGCCAUCGCCGCAGCAGAGGCCCCGGGGUCGCCAUCGUCGCCAUCCCCCUGGCCGCCUCCUCCCCGCCGCCCCCAGGGCGCCGCUUAGCCUCUGCCCACGCAGGCACUCUCGCCGAUGAGCUCGAGGAGCUCCGCUAGACCCCAGGCCCGAGGCCUCGUCCACCUCCACCCCCCGCGACAAACGGGUGGUUCUGCACGGUAGCAUCGCCUCGUGUCGACCGGCGGUGCGCUGAACGCCGCCGGCGACCCAGAAUCGAUGAAUGCUCAAUGCUCUGACGUUUCGAAAUCGGCCGACCGUUCAAGGUCGGGCGAUCUGGGCGGGUCGACCGCCUCCUCCUCCACCUCCUCCUCCACCUCCUCCUCCUCCUCCUCCUCCU